Messenger RNA from Daphnia carinata, 2686 nucleotides. Its product is annotated as soluble guanylate cyclase 89Db-like. Lineage: Eukaryota; Metazoa; Arthropoda; Branchiopoda; Diplostraca; Daphniidae. Gene Ontology annotation, cellular component: guanylate cyclase complex, soluble. The transcript has 15 exons. Gene Ontology annotation, biological process: nitric oxide-cGMP-mediated signaling; response to oxygen levels; cGMP biosynthetic process. The record is from RefSeq and is a predicted model, not a curated record. The coding region runs from base 512 to 2440 and encodes 642 amino acids. Gene Ontology annotation, molecular function: oxygen sensor activity; guanylate cyclase activity; heme binding.
GCGAAGGUAGGAAGUUAUUGACACUCUCGUUUCGCAUCUCGUUGGCAGUUCCCCAAUUUUCAACAUCUGCGUAUAAUGUGCUAUUUCAGCUGCUACAAAGAUUUGCAAUUGAUGCAAGUAUGGCUGAUGCGCAUGCCCGACGCCAAUGUAUUCAACAAGAGCGCAAAAAGAGGCGAGAGACUUGUGCCAACGCCCAUGAGGAAGUUCCCAAACGGAUGCUAGCCAUCCUGACUGACACUAGCCAUCUCGCACUUUGAUCUUCGCUCGUCUGUUUGUAACUGGCAACGCGGAGCAGGAACUAAUGUAACGUUGAUGCAUUGCGAGACGUCUGCGCUGACCAUCCAAUCGUGAACGGAAAGCCGACGGGCUUUCUCUGUUUGGACAGGAUUACACUAAAGAAAAACGAAUUUACAGCAUUUCUACGAAUCCCGUUUGAAGAAGCAGUCAUCUUCGUCACGCUUAAUUGCUAGUUUCUUACCUCCAAGAUUCGAAUAAUUCCUGCGCUACAGCCAUGUAUGGCAUGUUGUUGGAGUCCGUGCAACAUUUCAUUCAGCUCGAGUAUGGAGAAGAAACUUGGCUGGGCAUUUUAGAAAGCGUCGGCUAUCGGAACACGGUUUUUCGUACCCACCACAUCUAUCCGGACGAACUGAUCAUGAAGCUGGCCGAUGCUGCCGUCAAGCUUGUUGCCAAUGGCUCAACCCGACAGGACUUUUUACGUUUCUUCGGCCGCUGUUUCGUCCGUUACUUCAGUCACUACGGCUAUGAAAAGUUUAUCAAAGUUUGUGGACGCUACUUCUGCGACUUUCUCACCGGUAUCGACAACAUCCAUUUGCAAAUGAGAUACAUGUAUCCAAAAAUGGUUUCUCCGUCCAUGUACAUCUCCCACGAAGACUCUGAAGGCGUCGUGCUUCAUUACCGCACAACACGCAACGGCUUCUGCCCUUAUUUGAUUGGUCAGUUGCACCAGAUUGCCAACGAUUUCUACGGAAUCCAAUUGGCAGUCGAAGAACUACCAAACACGACUUUCAGCCAAGAGGAAUCCUAUCAGUUUCGCUUUCGACUGAACUUCGAUAACCGAGACUAUAUGGCUGGCCGAGCGGCUUGUAAUGGCUCGCUGGAACUCGGUCGAAUAAAUAUUUCGAAUCGAGUAUCAGUUAAAACAAUAGCUGCGGAAAAAGCGCUGACGUCGCUAUCGUCAAGCAUCCUGAUGCAGCUAUUUCCCUUCACGUUGGUCUUCCGUCCGAGUCUCAAGAUCAUAUCGGCAGGACGUCAGUUGAAGAACAUGUUUCCGGGCAAUACGCUGAUUGGCCAAGCGUUGCCUGAUGUUGCCAGAAUUCGCCGACCAAAGCUCCUUUUCACAUGGGACAAUUUAUACAACCUUCAAAAAGUUCUCUGCGAAAUGGAGAUAUUGCCUACAAGUCAAACAGAAAGGAAAAACACGCGCCAUUUGGCUCCCGAAAAAGGGGACGCAGUGGUAAAUAAAGUAGCAAAAGAGGAAAACCGACGUCUUUUACUGCAAGGACAAUUGCGCUACCUAUCGGAUUGGGACGCCAUGAUUUUCCUCUGCAAUCCCUUAAUCAACAAUUUGGAAGACAUGGAUGGAAUGGGAUUGACAGUUAACGACCUUAGCCUUCACGGCCACGGACGCGAUAUGGUCAUGGCCGGUUGGCAACAUAAUUCACGGCUGGAAGAUCUGUACGAGAGGGCCGAAGAGCGGUCACAACAGCUUCAACAAACGUACGAGCUGCACGACGAGUGGAAAAAGCGCGGUGACAAGUUGCUCUACUCGAUGAUCCCUCAGUCGGUAGCAGAUAGCUUGCGUAGCGGCACUGAUCCAGUAGACACAUGUCAGGGCACAAGAAUCCUUUGUGCUUUCGAAAGUAUCACGGUCUUGUUCGUUGAAUUAGCAAACAUCGACGAAAUCACAGCCACCAGUCCCAUGGAAGCGGUCAGUUGCAUGAACUCUGUCUUCUCCUGUUUUGAUAACAUAAUCGAUCAACACAGCGUCUACAAGGUGGAGACUGUGGGUAAAGUGUACAUGGUGGUCGGUGGCGCACCGGAAACAAAUGAGACUCACGUUCGUGAUGUAGCUAUGGUUGCAAUCAGUUUCCGUGACGAAAUCGAAAAAAUUGUGAACAGUUGUGAAAUGUCUGUGCACAUUCGCAUAGGUUUUCACACGGGAUCGGCAGUUGCUGGUGUCGUUGGAAGAAAAAUGCCUCGCUAUUGUUUUUUUGGCGACACAAUCAACACGGCGGCUCGCAUGCAAACAACGAGUUUGCCGGGGAAGAUCCACAUCUCUCACAACUCUUUUUGCCAUUUGCAGAAGUUGGAGGGAUUUGUCUGCGAGUUGCGUGGAACGGUGCUUGUUAAGGGCAAAGGAGAGAUGAAUACUCACUGGUUACUGAGAUACGAACUGCCGUCCGUUGGAGAACCGGAAUGAUUUCCAUUAAUCUCAUCGGUUUUCUUCCGCAUCAAUACGUCCAAUUUCACGCUGAUCUGCAUUACAAUAGAAAUAAUCGAUCUCAAAAAUUACAGGUCGGCCAAACGUAGGCAAAUUUUGACAAUGUUUAGACGAGCACCAAACACAUGUUGAUCUUGUUAGCCGAAUUUACGUUGGUUUCCUACGUGAACAAAACCCAAAAUACCAAUCGCAUUGUUCAAAAAAGACAAACGAACUUUAGACAUC